Molecule: messenger RNA, 9962 nt
Organism: Marmota monax (woodchuck)
Lineage: Eukaryota; Metazoa; Chordata; Mammalia; Rodentia; Sciuridae
Gene: Ttll4
Product: tubulin tyrosine ligase like 4
Exons: 21
Coding region: 832-4443 (1203 amino acids)
Biological process (GO): microtubule cytoskeleton organization; protein polyglutamylation
Cellular component (GO): cilium
Molecular function (GO): tubulin-glutamic acid ligase activity; tubulin binding
Source: RefSeq, a predicted model, not a curated record
CCCGCCCCUUCCAGGCCCUCGAUCUGUCCGCUGGGGGCGCGCUCAGUGCGUGGCAGGCGACAGCGGCAUCGGCUACUGAGCGCGCGGGUCGCGUGGCGGUGCGUGGUUGCUAGGGGCGCCUGAGGUCGUCUGCUCGCCCAGCAGGCGGAGGGAAGGAAGCAGCACGGAGACGACGCGAAGCCAGGCAAGGGGUUCUCAAGCUGGGCGCUUUCCCAUUUGGACCAAGAUUGAAGAACUUAGCCACAGAAAUAUACUUGUUUUCUUCUAAACUUGAACUCUGCAGGCUAUAGGUCAGUGUUUGUGCCCUUUUUGCUUCUUAAGUCCUCCUGUUCUCCAGGGAUCAUAUGUAGGAACAAGAAAAUGUUAGAUCAUUGGCUCUGUAAAAUGUUAGAUUAUUCAAAGUUAUUUUCCAGAUGAGGUGAAUUUAUUGACUCCUAAAGUGAAUUCUUUGCAAGCCUCUAGUUGGACUGUCAGCAAAUGGAGGAUCCUUUGGACUUAGUCAGAGACAAAAGAGAGUGACCAUGCUGAAGAGAUUAAGACUCAGAACUACAAGGCUGGUUCAAAGAUUCUGCAUGAGACGAAACGAUGAAUGAGAAGACAGACUUUCUAUCCUGGAGAGCAACCCAAACUGACGUCUGGGCUCUGAAGUAAAGAAAGCUUUUCUCCUCUUCUUGCCUCUUCAUUCCACACCCUGAACACUCCUGUCCAUUGUGGCUGCUGGGAAUAAAGUCACUUUGACAGACUUCAAAGAUGAAGCUGUUGCUAUUGGAGAUGUGUGGCACCUUACCUGAGCCAGGCCCUGAGGCCAUGCGGCCAUGAUGUGGGCCCCUCAUGGCCUCAGCAGGAGCAGAGCACUACAGUAUUGGCCUCCGCCCGGGAAGCAACUUCAAGCAGCGAGGUUCCUCAGGCACAGUGCCUGCUCCACCACCUAAGAAACCGUCAGAGUGCAAAGUCUGGUCACAGGCCCAUCAGCAGGUGAAGCCAAUCUGGAGGCUGGAGAAGAAGCACGUGGGCACAUUGUCAACGGGGCUGGGCUCAGGCCUCUUAGGGGUUCCACCCCAGCCAGCCUAUUUCUUUUGUCCCAACACUUUAUGCAGCUCUGGGACCACAACCGUCAUUGCAGGUCACAGCACCUCCUGUUACCUGCACUCUCUCCCAGACUUGUUCAGCAGUACCCUGCUGUACCGCCGUUCCAACAGUAGGCACAAACCAUACCAGCAAUUGGAGUCUUUCUGCUUGCGCUCAAGCCGAUCAGAAAAAAAAACUUUUUCUUUCCCUCAGAAGAGUCUUCCUGUCAGUCUCACUGCCAGUAAAGUCACUUGUUCCACGGUCUUCCCCAUGGCUCAGCCCAUGGCAUCCUCAUCCACAGAUCCAUACCUCUUACUGGCAGCAGCUGGGGAAAGCCCUUCAAGGAGGAGUCUGGCCUCUGCCAUCUCAGGGAAGAUCCCAUCUCCACUGUCCUCUUCCUAUAAGCCCAUGCUGAAUAAUAAUUCCUUCAUGCGCCCAAGUAGCACUAAAGUGCCUUUAUCUCAGGCUGUAGAGGGCCUGAAGUCAGUAUCCUCACCCAAGAUCCAGCCUAUCUCCUGGCAUCAUUCAGGGGGUACAGGAGACUAUGCACCCCAGCGUGUUGAUCAUAAGGUGCCCCAAAGCACUGGCACUGUCCUAGAGGAUGCCACUGCCCAUAUCACCCCUGCUACUCUGUCUACCCCUAGCUCCCUCAACACAUCCACCACCAGUGUUGCCUCUUCUCAGUAUAGCCAGAAUAAAUUAGCCUUGAGGACAGAGCCACAUCCCUAUGUCCUGGAUGACAAUUCAGAUUCCCAGGCUCCAGCUAAAGAGGUUCGUUUCACAGAGGCUGUGAGGAAAUUGACUGCAAAAGGUUUUGAGAAGAUACCACGGCAAGGCUACCAGUUUGAACAGUCUUGUUUUGUGAAUCCCAGCCUCCAGUGGAACCUUCUGAACAGGAGCAGGCAGUGGAAACCUGUAGCUGGCCAGCAGUUUCCUCAGGAGGAUGCUGGAUCAGACAGUAGGAACCUUCCUGGUGCCUCGGAUACCUUGGGGUUGGACAGUACAGUCUUCUGUACCAAAAGGAUCAGCAUUCACCUCCUUGCCUCACAUGCCAGUGGGCUCAGUCCCAGCCCUGCCUGUGAGUCUGUAGUUGAUCCCUCACCACCUAGAGAAGAUAAAACUCCUGUUCCCUCUCCUCUCCUUCAGCCCCUUGGGGUAGCUGAAGUGGCCACCCAUCUGUCUUCCAUCCAUCUGGGCCAGCCUGGAAAGGAAGAACUUCAGAAAGGCAGGGAGCUGGCCUCACCUGCUAGGGAUAUUGGUUCAGCAGCUAACCUCCAGCCAGACCAGGUUGAGGCUGAAGAUACAGAAGAAGAACUAAUAGACAGUUUGGAGGACUGCUGCAGCCAUGACGGGAAUGAAGAGGAGGAGGGAGACUCAGAGUGCUCCUCAUUAAGUGGUGUCUCCCGCAGCGAGUCGGUGGCAGUGAUCUCUCGGAACUGUGCGGAGCUUCUUACCAAACCUUCCAUUCAUGAGAAAGUUGUCCGACCAGCCCUUAUCUACAGUCUCUUCCCUAAUGUGCCUCCUACCAUCUAUUUUGGCACUCGAGAUGAAAGAGUGGAGAAACUCCCUUGGGAGCAAAGGAAGCUGCUCCGGUGGAAGAUGAGCACAGUGACUCCCAACAUUGUCAAGCAGACUAUUGGACGGUCACACUUUAAAGUCAGCAAGAGAAAUGAUGACUGGCUGGGCUGCUGGGGUCACCACAUGAAGUCUGCUAGUUUCCGAUCCAUUCGAGAGCAUCAGAAGCUAAACCACUUCCCAGGUUCUUUCCAGAUUGGAAGGAAGGACCGACUGUGGCGGAACCUGUCUCGAAUGCAGAGCCGCUUUGGCAAGAAGGAGUUCAGUUUCUUCCCCCAGUCCUUUAUCCUGCCCCAGGAUUCCAAGCUCCUGCGCAAAGCCUGGGAGAGCAACAGCCGCCAAAAGUGGAUUGUGAAGCCACCAGCAUCAGCUCGAGGCAUUGGCAUCCAGGUCAUUCACAAGUGGAGUCAACUACCCAAGCGCAGGCCCCUCCUGGUACAGAGGUAUCUACACAAACCCUACCUCAUCAGUGGCAGCAAGUUUGAUCUGCGGAUCUAUGUUUAUGUCACUUCCUACGAUCCUCUACGGAUUUACCUCUUUUCAGAUGGACUUGUCCGCUUUGCCAGUUGCAAGUAUUCCCCUUCCAUGAAGAGCCUUGGUAACAAGUUCAUGCACCUGACCAACUAUAGUGUCAAUAAAAAGAAUACUGAGUACCAAGCCAAUGCAGACGAAACAGCCUGCCAGGGCCACAAAUGGGCACUGAAGGCUUUGUGGAACUAUCUGAGCCAGAAGGGAGUUAAUAGCGAUGCCAUCUGGGAAAAGAUAAAGGACGUCGUUGUCAAAACCAUCAUCUCAUCAGAGCCCUAUGUGACCAACCUGCUCAAGCUAUAUGUGCGACAUCCUUACAGCUGCCACGAACUCUUCGGUUUUGACAUCAUGUUAGAUGAGAACCUCAAGCCCUGGGUCCUGGAAGUUAAUAUUUCCCCAAGCCUCCACUCCAACUCUCAGCUGGACAUCAACAUCAAAGGCCAGAUGAUCCGAGACCUUCUGAAUCUGGCUGGUUUUGUUCUGCCCAAUGCAGAGGAUAUUUCCAACUCCAGCAGCCCCAGCAGCUCCAGUGGCUCCAGCACCAGCCUGCCCAGCUCUCCCAGGGACAAAUGUCGAAUGGCACCAGAGCAUUUUACAGCACAGAAGAUGAAGAAAGCCUAUUAUUUGACCCAGAAAAUUCCUGACCAGGACUUCUAUGCAUCCGUGCUGGAUGUCCUGACACCAGAUGAUGUUCGGAUUCUAGUUGAGAUGGAGGAUGAGUUUUCUCGUCGUGGUCAAUUUGAACGAAUUUUUCCUUCUCGGAUCUCUUCUCGCUAUCUCCGCUUUUUUGAGCAGCCACGAUAUUUCAACAUUCUCACCACCCAGUGGGAGCAGAAGUACCAUGGCAACAAGCUCAAAGGAGUAGAUCUGCUUCGGAGUUGGUGCUACAAAGGGUUCCACACAGGAGUCAUCUCUGAUUCUGUUCCACUGUGGUCUCUGCCGACAUCACUUGUGACUGCCCCAAAGGGUGAUGGAGUGCUCAGUGCCUUCUACAGACCAGAGCCUGGCAAGCUGGGAAAGAACAGCUCCUCCAAGGGAAACCUAUUUUCAUCUGAUGACGGGACCAUACCCAAGCCCAAGAAGACUCAAGUUGGCCUUCCCCCUUUCCCCAGGAAACCCAUCUGCUUAAAGGAGAGUGAGAUCACCAGCACAGAGCCCGGCCCUUCCCAGAAGUUACCUGUGAUCAAGUACUCUGGGCGGACUUCCAGACUUUCUGUUUCCUCCACUUCCCAGUCAAUCAGUGACUCCCUCCUGCCUGCUGUGAGCCCAUGACUGUCCUUCACAGCCACUGCCCAGGAGCACCCGUGUCAGCUACCUCAUGGGAACCAUCCUGCUGACCCGCCUGACCCCUGCUACCCUUCCACAUUGCCCCUCAUCAGAGUAUUUUUUUGAAGUGGUUGUAUUGCAGAGAUGGGUAUCUGGAGGGCUGACGGGGUGGUGGUGAUGGGGAAAAGGUGAGGAAGGUUCACCCUCUGUCACCUGUCUGCCUGACUGGCACCUCCUAUCUCCGUAGAGAAGUGGGUGACAGCCAAGCAGCCUUAUAAAACAGGGUUUGGUUUCUGUCUUCAGAGAGCCAUGUGUGGUUUGUUUGUGGCCUUGGUCUUCAAGUGGAGAAAAAAAAUGCACCUGUAGUCCCAGCUACUUAGGAGGCUGAGGCAGGAUAAUCUCAAGUUUGAGGACAGCCUGGGCAACUUAGUCACCCUAUCUCAAAGGAUAGAAAGGGCUGGGAGGUAGCUUUGUGAUAAAGCACCUGGGUUCAAUCACCAGUACUGCCAAAAAAAGAAAAAGAAAAUGUGCUAAACAUAAUUGGGCCAGAAAUCCUUUGUUUUAUGAUCCAGGGGUUCUUCUGAAUGUCCUUAUUUUCUCAGGUCUGCCCUCCCCGACUCCCUACCCACUCUUCUGAGGAGCCACUUUCAGAAACCUUCAGACUUCCUCAGUAGACAGUCAGGAGGGCUGUGACAUACUGAAUCUAUUUCCUGACAUCCUGGUCUUGAGAGCUUCUCCACCAUUGCUCCUUUCACAUACCCACCCUGCCAGGAGACCAGGGUGCUGCUGUUCUGACCUCACAUGCUCCUUGUCCAAACUUGUAGACUUCUCUCAUGGACAUUCAGCCCUUGGCAUCCUGUGGGAGGUUCUGUGAACUUUGUGGCUUUCCUGUGGCACCAGUGAAGGAGCUUGGGUGACCCCAGUUGCUAUUAUCUAAGUUCACAUGUCAAAGGAAAUACCCCCAAGGAGGGGAAGAAAGGCUUGUGUUCCUCUUUAUAGCAAGUAGGUUCUGAUACCUUGGCAGGUAGGUUUCAGGGCAGUCACUACUAUAGGGUGGGCUUCUAGUCAGACCUCUGACUAAGCUCAUACUCCACUGAGUCUACCUCCCUCCCCAGGACUUGGUGAACCGUGAGUAUUAACAUAUUGAGCCCGUGAACUACACACACAGUCCUCAAUAUGCAGGCACCUGAGCCUCUGUAGAAUGUGGAGCCUGGGGGAAGCACACGGGGGAGUGGAUCAGAAAAGUUGUUAGCAUUUGAACUAGGGUCCUCUCUUACCCAGCACUUCCCAGUGGUUGCUCACCUCUUCCCCUGCUCCUGCAAUCCCUUUAUUUAGUUUUCCUAGCAGCCAUAGUACAUACAUAGAGCCAGUUUUCCCAUGUCUCUAAUCCAUGUAAGGUUUGCCUUUUACACAUCAGGCAGAAGCUCAGCAGUUUCUCAACUUCACCCUGUUCUUUAGUUGCCCUCCUCUCUGAGCUUUGAGAGAUACCCAUGUUUCUUGGCUCCCGGAGUUUGUGGUGAGUUGGGAUGGGGCCCAAGAAAAAUCACUGAGAGGCCUGAUUGGGCUCAAGGCCACAGAGUAGGUGGAUGUGCUGGUCAGUCCCAAGGCUGUGUUGAGAGUUGUGAAAAAGUGUGGUGGCAAUGUCCUGGGCAGCACUUGCCACUCAACAAAUAAGGAUUUCAAAGUCAGGCUUCAAUGAGAGAGGUCCUUGGCAGUCCUGGUGAAUUUGUUUUACAAUCAAAGCUAACUCUCUCUGGUCCUCCCUGGGUGCAGUAUUCUAGUGCAGAUUGACAUAGGGCCUAAGCAGCCCUCCUAAGAGAAAACUAGCCCCUGUUUAACAGCUUUGUUCCUGCCAGUUCUCUGGUGCAAGAGCUUAGGUAUAGAGGCCUAGGUUGAGCUGGUUGACUCCUUAGAAACCAACUUCAAUUCUUUGGCCUAUUCUCUGAGAGCCCCUUUAUAGCACAACCAACCCAUUUCCAUCCCCAUAACUGGAGAGGGGACCAGCAUUGCAGUAUGAUGGAUAUUGGGGGAGGAGGAAAGAACUUAGGAAAUGAGUGAUGAAUAUAAAAUGCUCUUAGUGGUUUAAAACACUUUUAUACAUUCUGUUUUUAAUUUUCAUUACAUUUAAUUAUCUGAUAGGUAUGUUUUGCUGGGUGGGAGAAAGGAAUGGGGCUUGCUUUUGAGAGAAAGUUGUCUUGCUUAUUAUGCAAUCAGUACCCCUAGUUUAACCCUGAAUAUAUAGUAUUCAACUAAAUAAGGAAGUUUUUGAGAAGUAGUUCUCUGUUUGGAAAUUUGAAUUUGGGAGUAUAAUAGAAUAAAUGUUUGUCAGAAUAUAUCAACUGGUUUCCCAAGUUGAUAACUUACCCAAUCUCUGUGUGGAAGUAGGUGAGUGUGUGCUUUGGAGGCAGGGAAUGAAAUACAGGGUAUUUCUGGAGCACUGGAGUAAGGAUUUAGGAUUGGGGUGGAGAGCGUGGUCACUAUUCCUUUUUGCUUCAAGUCCACUCAGGGUUGAUUAGAAACUAGAUUCCUUAGAUUGAACACUAAUAAGGUAAGUAGCAUGGACCUCAUAAGCUGCCCUAGGCCCUGAGUCCCAGUUCUGCAACUGAGUCCCAGUUCUGACCUUGGGCAUACCAUCUAAUAUUUCAAAGUUUUGUUUCUUUAUAAUAUGAUUAUGAUACCUACAUUGCAUGGUGUGAAAACAAGCCAAACAUUAAAGCAGGUAGAGAGAUCGCUCCUUCUUUUUGCUUACCAAGCCCUGUUCUUGGCAAGAAAUUUAAAACUUUUUCAUUGAAGGAAGCAGAGUGGCUACAGAUAUUUUAGCAGUCCAAAAGCAUGCUUCCCUAGCUUGUGUGAGGCCCUGGGUUCAAUCCCCAGAACUACAAAAAUAGAAGUGCAGAGGCCAGAACAGGGUCUCGAUAACUUAUCACCCCCCAUUUACCUUAGUGCAACAAGAAACACAAUCUUUGUUAUUGCUUCUACUAAUACAUUAUUGCUGUAAUAGAGAUUUGUAUCUUUGCUUAAAUAUUUCACAGGGUACACAUUUCCUGGGAAAGGGAGCACAUUAAGCAUUGGAAAUACAGAUGUGCACUGGGCACAGGCACACACUUAUAAUCCCAGAUGCUUGGGAGGCUAAGGCAGGAGGAUCACAAGUUCAAGCCAGCUGCAGCAAUUUAGCAACUUGCUAAGUUAAGCAACUUAGCAAGACCCUGUCUCAGAACAAAAAAAACUUAUCCCCAUAGCUGGGGAUGCGACUCAGUGGUUGCACACUCCUGGGUUCAAUCCAUGGUACAAAAAAAAUAGAGAUGUAAAUUGACUUGAUUAUCCUAAGAAAAGUGCAAGGGAAAAGAGGGUGCCUGGUGUCUGGAAAGGAGGAACACCAGGCAUCCACAGGGAACAGAAGAUAGGGAGCUUGACUGGAGCAGGAACCAAAGGACUGAUGCACAGACCUAGCAGCUAUACCAAGGGACAGUUGUCAAUGUAGGUACAUUCUCAUGAUGUCAGGAUAUUUGGCCUUCCCAUUACAGUAAUGAGAGGACAUGCCUGAUGGCCUCUGGGGCACUCCAAUAGUGGUGGGGGCUGAUGUCUGGGCACAGGGACCUUCCUACCUACCUCCCUCAGUUGAAUUAAUUAUUCAAGAAAGGCCAUCCCCAAGUGCAGCAGGGAGUGCCCCUCCUUGCUUCCUCUUGAUUUGCCCUUAAAGGUUCCCUUCUGACUACUGUUCUAAUUCACCAUCUACUUUGGGACUUGGCAACAUUGAUAGUUUUCAUGUGUGGCUAAAAGAGCUCAUCUUACCACUUGAAAUCCCAAAUCCAGACCCUCUGACAACCCCCUGUGGCAAAGUUUGUAUACUCACAGGACCCAGGGAUCUAUACCGGCUUGAUUGACUUGCUCCUUCACCAGCUUUGGAUCAAUGAAAGCUGCAAGGACUCUUGCUUUAGUCUAGCAGAUUUCUUACAUGAGUGAAAACCCCAGAAGGCUCAGGAACCAGGGUGGUGUUUUUUUAAACCCAUGUUUACUUUAAAUUUCAUAAAGGACUGCCAGCAAAAGCUAAGAAAAACUUGAAAAGCUAUUUAGCUUUCCAUUAGUAAACUAGAAUACUAAAGUCUAACUCAUAGGUAGUUAUAAGGAUUAAAUUUGGGGGAAAAAAGAUUAAAUUGGAUGUAAAGCAUCUAAAAAGUGCCUCACACAUAUAUAGUGCAGAUUUAAAUAGGUACUAAAACACACCAAAAAUAUUUCUUCCAGACUGGCAUGGCACAUGCCUAGUAAUCCAGCAAUUCAGGAGACUGAGGAAGGAGGAUUGCAAGUUAGAGGCCAGACUAGGCAACUAGGUGACCCUUUCUCAAAAAAUAGAAAAGGUCUGGGGAUGUAGUUCAGGGUAGAGUAUACCUGGGUCCAACCCCCCAUACUACAAACAAUGAAAAACUUCCCUAAAGUAAUAUUAACAGCAUGCAAUAGCAAUAUAAUACUGUUAUAAUAGGAUGUUACUAUUACUAAACUGUGGUGAAACACACAGCAGCUCCUCUCUGCCUUGGGUUCUGUGUCCAUGGAUUCCACCAGCUGUGGAUCAAAAAUGUACUCAGGCUGUGUUGGUACUGAACAUGAACAGUCUGUCCCCUCAUCCAUACAGUGUAUCUACAUAAUAUUUACAUUGUAGGUAUAAGUUGACAUAUUUUAAAGUAUACAGCAGGAUUUGCAUAGGUUAUACAUAGCAAGCACAAUGCUGUUUUAUGUAAAGGACUUGAGCUUCUGUGGGAUUUAGUAUCUAUGGGAGGUCCUGGAAUUAAUCCCUCACUGAUACCAAGAGACAACUGUACUUUGAUUCUAUCCAAUGGAGAUAAAAGUUAGGAUUUAGAAUAAUUAGCUUAGAAAAUUCAGAGUGCUUAUUAAUCAGAGAGGUGCAAUUAAGACCAAAAGGUGGGGCCACUGGAGUUGUAGCUCAGUAGUAGAAUGCUUGCCUAUCAUGUGUGAGCCCCUGUGUUCAAUCCCCAGUUCCGCUACCAAAAAAAAAGAGAGAUGAGAUACCACUUGAACACCAAAAUGGCAAUAUAUAAAUAACCCAAAAAUACCAGGUGUCGGGAUUGGCAUAACUGGAACUUGUAUUUAUUGCUGGUGCAGGUGUGAAAUGAAAAACAGCCUGAUAAGUUUCUUACAAAAUGAAACAACCUUAAUAUAUGACCUAGUAAUUCCCUUCCUGCAAGCAAAUGUGCCUAGCAGCUUUAUUCACAGUAACAGAACUUGGAAACAAACUAGGUGUGUAGCAAUUUGAUAAACACACUGUGAUACAUCUGUUCAAUGGAAUACUACUUAAAUACAUUAAAAAAGGAGUAUAUUUUUUUUGUCCCAUCAGUUUUAUUGGUCAUAUAUUCAGAAUUCAUUAUAUACAUCUUUCAGAAUAAUGGGAUAUUACAAGAAUAGUUUACAAGUCAGCUCUGAUUGCACAAAUACUUGACACAGGAAAUCAUUUUUACAAAUAAGUUUUCUUAGAAGAAUACCUUAAUAAAGAAAAUAAGCCUGUAUACAUCUUA